UAGCUUCCUAGAUUUUAUACAUUUUAAUUACAAUCACUUGUUCCAUAAUUUUUAGGGCUCAUUAUUUACCACUAUUAAUUUCAAUAGUUUAAUCAUAGUUAUUUUAAAAUAAAAUUAGAAACUUAAAUUGUAGUGUUGAAGUAAUCAAUAAUAGCAAACAAUAAUUAAUUAAUAUUAUAAACCCCCGCCAUUUAAGACGCAUUAAUAUGCAGUAGCACAUGCAUAUAUAUGUGCACUUGUGAGUGUGUUUUAUUUUUGUCUAAGAUAGAAAUGCUAUGCAUUGAGAAUUGAGAUUCCUUAUUGGUAAAAGCGGUUAGUUUUUCCGUUAAAUUAUUUAGUAUACAAACAAAUGGAAAUAGAGGCAGACGGCGGCGGCGGCGGCCACAUAGAGACGGCGAUGCCGCGGAAUGACGGGCAAGCAUACUUGGUUUGGGAGGAUCUGACGGUGGUGCUGCCGAAUUUCGGGCAGGGUCCGACCCGGAAGUUGCUUCAUGGGCUAAGCGGAUAUGCCGAGCCGGGUCGGAUCAUGGCUAUUAUGGGUCCUUCUGGCUCCGGCAAGUCCACCCUUCUUGAUGCAUUGGCAGGUAGAUUAUCAAGAAACAUUGUCAUGACCGGAAGUAUUCGUCUGAAUGGGAAGAAGCAGAGGCUAGACUACGGUGUUGUGGCUUAUGUGACACAAGAGGAUGUGUUGUUGGGGACUCUGACAGUGCGAGAGACGCUAAGCUACUCGGCCAAUCUGAGGCUCCCGAGCUCCAUGACUAAGGAGGCGAUCAGAGAAGUCGUGGAGGGGACCAUCAUGGAGAUGGGCCUCCAAGACUGCGCUGAUCGCCAGAUAGGAACCUGGCAGAGGAGAGGCGUAAGUGGUGGCGAAAAGAAGAGAGUCAGCAUUGCUCUCGAGAUCCUCACACGCCCUCGCCUCAUGUUUCUCGAUGAGCCCACCAGUGGCCUUGACAGCGCAGCCGCCUUCUUUGUCAUCCAGUCCAUCAAGAAUCUUGCCCGGGACGGAAGGACUAUUAUCUCCUCCAUCCACCAGCCUAGCAGCGAAGUUUUCGCCCUCUUUGAUGAUCUUUAUCUCCUCUCUGGAGGGGAAACGGUUUACUUUGGCGAAGCUAAGACCGCGAUACAGUUUUUCGCAGAAUCAGGAUUUCCAUGUCCGAGUAGGCGGAAUCCAUCCGACCAUUUCCUGCGCUGCAUCAACUCGGACUUUGACAUUGUCACGACGACACUGAUUAGCUCACAGAUAUUUCGUGAAACCGACAGUAAAUCAGAUCCUCUAUUGAAUACGGUGACAGCAGAUAUAAGAGCAACUCUCAUUGAGAACUAUAAGCACUCCGAGUAUGCACAAAUGGCAAGAUUGAGGAUGCAAGAAAUCUCCCAUGUCCGAGGGCUGGACACUGAAGCAAUAAAAGGAAGCCAAGCUAGCUGGUCGAAGCAACUAACAACGUUGACAAAGAGAUCGUUCUUGAACAUGUCUCGUGACAUCGGAUAUUACUGGUCUCGGAUAGUCAUAUACACCAUUGUUGCUUUAUGUGUUGGGACUCUGUUCUACGACGUUGGCACCAGCUACACAGCCAUACUAGCUCGGGGCGCUUGUGCUGGCUUUGUCACCGGUUACAUGACUUUCAUGUCCAUAGGAGGUUUUCCUUCCUUUGUUGAGGAAAUGAAGGUGUUUUAUCGCGAGAGGCUAAAUGGUUACUAUGGCGUGGCCGUGUUCAUAUUGUCAAACUUCUUUUCUUCGUUGCCGUUUUUGGUUGCAAUCUCAUCUAUUACCGGGACCAUAACGUUUUUUAUGGUGAAAUACCAGUAUGAAUUUUCGCGUUACGCCUUCUUCUGUCUGAAUUUGUUCGGAUGCAUUGCUAUGGUAGAGAGUGUGAUGAUGAUUGUGGCUUCACUAGUCCCUAACUUCUUGAUGGGGAUCAUAGCUGGAGCCGGAGUUCUUGGUAUUAUGAUGAUGACCGCCGGCUUUUUCCGUCUACUCCCCGACCUCCCUAAGCCCUUUUGGCGCUACCCUGUCUCGUUCAUUGGAUACGGGGCAUGGUCAUUGCAGGGAGGAUACAAGAACGACAUGCUGGGGCUCGUGUUCGACCCUUUAUUCCCUGGUGAUCCAAAACUGACCGGCGAAUAUGUCUUGACGAAGAUGUUCGGUUUGUCAUUAGAUCAUUCCAAGUGGUGGGAUCUAUGCGCAGUGUAUGCUCUGAUCGUAGUUUACAGAUUCCUCUUCUUUGUGAUUCUCAAGCUGAAAGAGAGAGCAGGGCCGUAUCUGCAUUCACUCUAUGCGAGGAGAAUCGCAUACCGUCUGAAGAAACGACCAUCCACGCUGCUCAGAACAAUAUCUCGUUCCUCUAAAAGGAACAAUCUUCCAUUGUCUUCCCAAGAAGGCCUUAAUUCUCCCCUCCCACAGUAGCUGCAUGGUAUAUAUACAACCACAUUUUGUAGCCAUAGCUUUAUGAUUUUACAGAAUCCAAGUUGUAUGUUUUAUGUGUUAUGUUGAUGAAGGCAAUAAAAAUGUAACACUAUAAAUUUGUUGAUAUGAUUUAUGUGCUUGUUGAUUAUGAAUAAGAACAAAAACAGUUGUUUUUCUUAGUUAA
Molecule: messenger RNA, 2588 nt
Organism: Salvia splendens (bonfire salvia)
Lineage: Eukaryota; Viridiplantae; Streptophyta; Magnoliopsida; Lamiales; Lamiaceae
Product: ABC transporter G family member 15
Exons: 9
Coding region: 350-2404 (684 amino acids)
Cellular component (GO): membrane
Molecular function (GO): ABC-type transporter activity; ATP binding; ATP hydrolysis activity
Source: RefSeq, a predicted model, not a curated record